AUGUUCUAGCCAUUGUCUAAAAAUAUUUCACAAUUAUCAACAAGGGGACAGAUGGAAAGGCGGCGACCACCGUUUCUCAGAGGCCCCAAUAAGACAAAAGAGGUAGAAAGAAGUACAGGUGGUAAAAUGGAGUCUGCAGGCAGUAUAAUAAGUGGGACUGGAGAUUGUUUAAGCGAAGAGGAUCUUUCACCAGAUGCAUUAGUCAGACAAAAUUAUGAAUUACGUCAUCGUCUUGAAGAAGAAACAGCUAAUUAUAAGAGACGUCUGGAUACAUAUAGACAGGCACAACAACAUCAGGCUGCUCUUGUUUCCCGUUUGCAAGCUAAAGUGUUGCAAUACAAGCAAAAAUGUUCAGAAUUGGAAAAUCAAAUGGCAGAAUCAGCAAUAUAUGAUUCAAACAAAGCUCCAAGUUCUGUAUCUCCAACAACUUCUGUAUUAGAUGCAGCUCAUCAAACAUUAAGGGAAAUUCGCGAAGAACAGAUUCAUGAUCUAGAUACUGCUUUAAAAAAACUGGGAGAGGAACGUAAAAGAUGUGAAAAACUAUUACAAUUAAAUACAACUUUAAAAGAUCAGUUAGAAGAAUCUCAUCAAACAAAUGAAGCACUUACAAAUGAUCUGCAGAAAUUAAGCAAUGAUUGGGAUAUUUUAAGAGAAGAAUUGGCUAUCAAAGAAGAAGAGUGGAGAGAAGAAGAGCAAGCUUUUAAUGAAUAUUAUACUUCAGAACAUAACAGAUUAUUAAAUCUUUGGCGCGAUGUUGUUUCGGUAAAACGAUUAUUUGCAGAGAUAAAAUCUAGCACAGAAAGAGACCUACUAAAAAUGAAAAAUAGUAUUAUUUCUACCUUUAAUGAUGUCUCAUCAGCUUGCAAUAACACAGGAUUUGCUAUGAGAAUACAAGCAGCCAUGCAACCAAUGAUAUCUCAGCAAGUUCAACAAGCACAGGAACAAGUUACAACUGAUUUGAAAACAGAAUUAACAACACUUAAACAACAGUAUGAUGUAGCUCAAAAUGAAAUUCGUAUAAAAGAAGAAAAGAUUAAUCAACUUAUUCGUGAUGUUCAUAGUUUGGAAGAAAGAUGUGGAGACGCAGAAGCAGAAGUACAUCGCAAUACACGUUUACAAGAUGAUAUAGAAAUUUUACAAUCCGCAUUGAGAGAUAUAGCACAUGCUGUAAUCCAAGAUGCAGAAAAUCGUGAAAUCGAAUCUUCUCAAGCACCUCCUCAUCUUCAUCUGUCACCAACUGGACCAAUUCCUCAAAAAUCACCGAAACGAGGUACAAGAAGCAACACCAUUCCAGCCUUUGCUGAAAGUACUAUCAGUGCUGUGCAAGCAGCUCUACAUAAAUAUCAAUUGACUAUACAUGAGCUUCAGGUAAAAUUACAAACUAAUAGAGAACAAUUACAAACAUCUCGCAAGCAAUACGAAAGCGCGGAAGAAAAUGUUAAAACUUUAGAGAGAAGAGCGGAAGAACUGAUUACUGAAUUGGAUACAGUACGGUCACAUUGCUCGCAACUUAAUCAAGAGAAAGACAUGUUACAGAAAGGACUCGAUACUGUAAGGAUAGAAAAAAAUGCACUUGACAAAAGCAGAGUAGAAAUAAACAGUAUGAUGGAGAAUUUGAACAAUGAUUGCGAAAAAUUGCAAAAAGCUAAUAGUAAAUUGCAAAAACUUUGUGAUAAUCUUGAAGAUGAAAAAUUAUAUCUUCAAAGUGAGCUCAGUAGAUUGUCCAAAGAUGUAGAAUUAAGAGAACUAAAUCUGCGUUCAGAAGAAGACAGAUGCAGUAAAAUGCGAGAGGAACUACUAACUUUACGUGAAGAAUUAAAUAAAGCAUAUCUCGCAAAAGAUAUGUUAGAACAACAAAAAUUAGAAACAGAUGGAUUAAUUUCACAAAUUGAAAAAAGCAAAGGUGAUUUAGAACUAGAAUUAGAACGUGUACUACUAGAAAAGUCGGAUGUGCAAGACGUUUUAAUGAAACUAGAAACAGUUUGUAAUAAUCAUGAACAAGAGAAACAACGAUUACAAGACGAAUUGAAAAAGAUAGUAGAGGAGAAAAAUAAAUUAGCAAGCCAAUGCACUGAUCAGCAAGGUGAUUUAGGUUCCUUAAGAAAGGAAUUACUUCAAGCAGAACAAACUAGACUCGAUUUAGAAUCAGAAAAAGUAACAUUGAAUGAAAAAGUAAAAUUUUUGGAGAUUGAGAAGGAAAAGAUUGAAAUGGAACUAGCGCAAGCUACGCGUGAGCGUGGAGAUUUAAGCAAUCAGCUGUCGGUUUUAGCACGGAAGAAAGAAACGUUAAACGAAGAAUUAAUGAGACUCAGACAAAGAUUAGAACAGGCAAAUGAAAUGAAUGGAAGAAUAAACCGAAAUUUAGAAGAUCUUGUAAAAGACAAUGAAGAGAAACAAGUACUCUUAGAAACUAAUGAGAAAGAAGUGCAGCGACUACAAGAGCAACUUGCAUCAAUGCGUAGUGAAAAGGAGACAUUAGAAGGUGUGUUAUUUGAUACACAAACUAAUUUAGAAAAUAUGCAUGUAAAAAAAACGCAAUUAGAAAAGGAACAAAAAGAGCUGUUAAUAAAACAAGAAAGCUUAAAAGGACAAGUAGAAAGAUUAAUGAAGGAACUGGAAAUCAGCGAGAAACGAAGUCUUGAAAUAAAGCAAACUUUAACACAACAAAGUGGCGAUCAAGAAGCUGAAUUUCAACAAAUUAUUACCAAUGUGAAAAAACACAGUGAAGAUAGUAUAAAAAAAUUGAAUGAAGAAAAAGAACAAAUAAAAAUGAACUUAGAAAAACGACUUCAACAAUCUCUGUUGCAACUCACUGGAGAGAAAGAUAACGAGAUAAAUCAGUUGCAACAAAGAAUGGAUGAAAUGCAACAGCACUUAGAAAAUUUAUGUCAGCAGCAUGAGGAAGUUCUCCUUAGAGCAGAGAAUGAUAAGCAGCAAGCUCUUCUCAUAGCUCAUCAUGAUCAGCAAGCAUUGGUGGAAAAGCUAGAGACUGUUCUGCGUGAAAUGGAAGAAGAGAAGAACAAUGUAGAACGAGUUAAACGAGAAGCUGCAGCGCGUGCUGAACAAGAGCGUAACAAUACAAAUCAAUUGCGUGAUGAAUUAAGUCGUCUUAAAACAAAAUUAGACGAAACUAAAUUAAAAGCUGAUGAGGAGAAAAUAAAACUUGAUUUAAAAAUCGAAGAAUUGUGGAAAGAACGUGAAUCAGCACAAAGAGAAUCCGAAGAGUUGCAGGUUCAAUUACACAUGACGGAAGAUAAAGUUGAUAGCUUACAAAAUCAAUUGCAUGAAACUAUUAGAAAGCUUAAAGAUGCCGAAAACCUUAAUGAAUCAUUGCGUAAAGAAUUAGUGGAUAUUAGGAGGCAACUAGCUGACUCUACAUAUGAGAAAGAAAAAUAUAACAGCAGCAAUAAAGAAUUACGCGAGCAUGUGAAACGCAUCGAAAGUGAAAAGAGGGAACAAAAUAGAACUUUAGAAGAAUCGUAUCAAAAAAUUGCAGCAUUGGAAGAUACGAAAGUAAAUAUAGAUACAGAGAGAUCUCGUCUUCAAGCACAACUUCGAGAUAUGGAGAGAGAAACGUUACAAUUACAAAAACAGCUUCAUUUUAGUCAAGAUGAAUUGCAAAAAUCUCAUCAGAGCAAUGCACAAGCACAAAAUGAUGAAAAAGAAUUGCAAGCUCGACUGACUAAUGAAACAGAAGAAAGAGAACGUUUGCAGCUACAAUUGCAUCAAGUGAAGAAACAGCUAAUGGAUGUCGAUAAUAGUUUGAAAGUAACAAGACAAGAACUUGGAAGAUUGCGUUCACGUGGAGAUGAAGAGAACGAGAGAUGGAGAGUUAGAGAACAAGAAUUAGUAGUCCGGCUCGAAGAUAGUCGAUGUCGUGAAAGAAAACUCGAGGACCAAAAGCAUAACUUGGAGGUUUGCUUAACUGAUGCUUCUCAACAAAUUCAAGAACUCAAGGCACGUCUUGGAGGCUCUGAAGGGCGAGUCCGAGCUUUAGAUGCUCAGUUAUCGCAAUUAGAAAUGGCGAAAAAAGAAGUCGAGCAAAAAUUAAGUAGUGUGGGUUCUACUUUACGACGGAUUGCAGGUAUUCAAAUGGAUGGUAGUGUAAAUAUACCCUUCAAAUUAAUGAGUCCGUCAAGAAGAUGGAGUCCAGCAAGAGCUCAAGAUCACAUUGAUUCAACUAGAGAUGUGAUACUUGAUGUAGAUCCUGAGAUUGUUAGAAAAGGUGUACGAUCUCUUAUGCAACAAGUAGCUCAAAUCGAACGCGAAAGGGAUGAUUAUAAAACUGAAUUGUGUAAUCUGAAAAAACAAUUAGCAGAAAUUCAAGAGAUUCAAAAUAGGUCAGAUAUGCAAAUAAAUACUUUAUUAACGAAUAUACGAAUACUUCAGGACGAAAAAAAUUCAUUGGAAGUAAAACUUUCUCAAAAGCAGAGUGGCUAUGAAAUGCAGUUAAAUGCUUUGCAACUAAAAACAGAAGAAUGCGAGCAAUUACGUGAAAAAGUGAUAAAUCUUGAAUUAAUCAUUAGUAGUAAUUCUGAAGAGAAAGCACAGUCUGAGGAAAGAAUGGAUAAGUUGAAACAAGCUUUAAGCAAAAUAGAAAAUGAAAAACGUAAUCUGCAGGAGGAACUUAACAGAAGCGAGUCUCGCGCUACAAAAUUAGAAUUACAAAGAAUGUCAUUAGAAGGUGACCUUCAGAGGUUGCAAAUGAUGUUUCAAGAAAAAGAUACAAAUAUUCAUAAAUUACAAGAACGAAAUGAUAUGCAGAAUCGGGCAAUGUCAAGUUUAGAAGAACGUUGUGCUUCGUUAAAGUCUACGAUAGAACAAUUAAAUCUUGCAUUGGAAAAAGCAUCUACUACAGAAAACGAAUUAAAGAAUGAAAUUAAUUCAUUGCAUCACAAUAUCAUGGAAUUAACAACUACUUUACAGACUUCUAAUGAAAAGAAUAAACAGUUACAAAAACAACUUACAAAUGCUGAAAAUGAACGCAGAAUUCUGUCUGAACGCGUUGAGUCUAUGCAACAAUCUUUGAGUGAUCUAAAACACACAAAUCAAACGUUAACAGAUCAAAUUACUCGUUUACAAAAUGAAUUAGCAAAUAAUGAAGUACAACGUUGUGCCUUAGAAUCUCAAUUGAGAAUAGUUGCUUAUCCUCAAGAAGAAAGUACAAAUAAAGAUGAAGAAUUAUUACGACAGCUACAAAUAGCGCAAAGAGACAGAAGUGAAAUGAGAGGGAAAGUGGAAGCUCUUAAUGAUAAGGUGAAAUUAUUAGAAACUGACAAACGUAAUUUAGAACGGCAGUUAUCGUUACUUAAAUCGACUAACCGUAGCAAAAGUUACGAGCGUUCUGAAAAAGCACAUGCAGAAUUGUUAGGCACAAGUUUUGAUAUAGAUCACUAUGAACAAGAAAACAGAGAAUUAAGAUUGAAAGUCCGUAGAUUAGAAACACAACUUGCAGAGAAGGAGGCUGAGCUUAUAAGAAUGAAAUCCAGUUACAGUCACACGCAUUCGAUAUUUGAUUUUAGUCGAGAUAGAAGUGGAGAAAUCGAAAGACUUAGAGCAGCUCAGUUGCAAGCUGAGAAAUUAUUGGAAGCGAGAGAACAAAGUCAUCGUCAACAAGUUUUACGUUUGGAAAAUCAGAUACAACUGCUACGCGAACAACUUAAUCAAGAAAUAAAACGUCGACAAUUAUACGUCUUACGAAGUUCAAGAGCUGGCAGAGAAAUGCAACAAUUACGACAAGCUUUAGGUGAUUCUUUGAGAACUGUAGCACAAGAUCCGUCAUUAGACGCAGUAUUAUUAGAACAUGAAGCUCGGAAAUUGGAUUCUACUUUAACAAGUACUACCAGUUUACCGCCAUCAUUAGCUUUACCUCCACCACCGUCUUACGAUAGAUCUUCCACACCAGCACAGCUCAAAUAAGUUAUAAUGUUGUUUCAGACUGAAUCAGAUGUGGAAACUGCCAAUGUAUAUUCAAUGAUA
Messenger RNA from Eufriesea mexicana, 5979 nucleotides. It is a transcript of the gene Root, whose product is annotated as ciliary rootlet coiled-coil, rootletin. The record is from RefSeq and is a predicted model, not a curated record. The transcript is spliced from 26 exons. NCBI's taxonomy places the organism in Eukaryota, Metazoa, Arthropoda, Insecta, Hymenoptera, Apidae.